ACAGGUAUAGGUAUUUUACAAGUUAUGUUGUCAUUUACGGUGCUAUGGUACGUAAUCUGUAUUUUAGCCUGGGUUCUAUACUUCUUGUACAGUUCUUUCCUUCCCACAUUGCCUUGGACUACAUGUAAUAACUCAUGGAACACGGUCAACUGCACAGUAAUAUCGGACUUAGUUUCUGGAAGAUCUACAGACUCGUAUGCAGUUCAUACAAACAGUUCGUCCAUUAACGGAACUAUUUACACACAUGCGGAAGUAUACAAUAUGACUGCCAGUAUGUUGUUCGAUCCAUCUCCACUUUCGCCAUCUAAUAUUACAUCAGUGGUGACCAUGUCAAGUUCCUCAGCCUACGAAUUUUGGGAGUAUAAUGUAAUUGGACGGUCACGUGGUCUUGAGGAAAUGGGAAGUUUACAGUUGCAUCUUGUGAUCGGACUAUUCCUUGCUUGGUUAUUUUGUGUGGCGGCCGUCAUCAAAGGUGUUAAAUCUCUUGGAAAGGUCGUUUAUGUUACGGCUACGGCUCCUUACGUAUUUUUGACGAUAAUUUUUAUAAAGGCUCUAACACUUGAUGGAGCUAUUGAUGGUAUCAAAACAUUUGUGGAACCUGACUUUUCCAAACUUCUCACAACACAGGUAUGGUUAGAGGCGGCUCUACAAGUGUUUUAUUCAUUAGGACCGACUUGGGGCGGAGUAAUCACCAUGUCAAGUUACAACAAAUUCCAUCAGAAAUCUUUCUGGUCCUCUACCAUUUGUGUAGUCUUUGCUGGUUUUACAUCCUUUUACAACGGCAUGGUUGUAUUUGCUUUACUAGGAUUUAUGGCAAAGUCUUCUGGCAUGACAGUCGCUAAAAUAGCACAACAAUCGGGACCCGGCUUGGCGUUUGUUGUGUUUCCAACAGCAAUUAGCAUGAUGCCUGUACCACAUCUUUGGUCUGUACUGUUUUUCCUUAUGCUGAUCACGGUAGUCUUUGACAGCAUUUUUGGAAUGAUAGAGACGGUUACCAGUGGCAUUAUUGACCAAUUUCCACGUCAGUUACUGAAGAGGCGCGUUCUUGUUAACAUAGUUACAGGAUUCUUUUUCUUCCUCACAGGACUUCCGCUCUCAAUGAAUGGCGGAAUUUACCUUUUCCAAUUAGCCGACUGGUAUUUCUCCUCCUUUGCUUUAUUAAUUGGGUCUCUGUUUGAAUGUGUAUCAAUCUGUUGGAUAUAUGGUACUGACAGGUUUGCCCGGGAUAUAUAUUUUAUGACGGGGAGAAAUGUUUCUGUAGCGCUUCGCGUUUUAUGGACCAUCAUAAUUCCUUUAUUUAUUACGAUUGCAUUCUUCGCCUUGCUUACGCAAUAUUCCGCUCCGGAGUAUGGUGACGGGUAUAAAUACAGUAAAGGAGCCUUGGUCUGUGGUAUAAUGGUCGGCAUGUUACCUAUUGCAGCAAUGGUAGCUAUAGGAAUAUUUUCUGUAAUAAAUCAAGACGGUUCACUGUUACAGCGUUUUGUAGCGAGUCUAAAACCAAACGACACUUGGGGACCGUAUGAGGAAGGCACUCGGGAGAAAUACCUCAUGAAACCUUAUGUUUACCCAUCGACAUGGUGGCAAAAGUUCAAAGAAAAUAUUACAGGAACAAAAGAUCAUUUUUCAUUGUGAAAACAAUUGACGUGACUUUAGUUAUAUAUUCAAUAUUAUAUUGCAUUUUUUUAUACAUUUUAAUACAUUUAGUUAUGACUAGACUUAUUGUCAGUUUAAGAGAAAUAUUGGUGAUAAUUGAUAUUUCAAAAUAUAUUCCAAUUCCUUUUU
This is a messenger RNA of Ruditapes philippinarum (Manila clam), 1782 nucleotides long. Its product is annotated as sodium- and chloride-dependent glycine transporter 2-like. Bases 25 to 1632 code for a protein of 535 amino acids. The transcript is spliced from 12 exons. The record is from RefSeq and is a predicted model, not a curated record. NCBI's taxonomy places the organism in Eukaryota, Metazoa, Mollusca, Bivalvia, Venerida, Veneridae. Gene Ontology annotation, cellular component: membrane. Gene Ontology annotation, biological process: sodium ion transmembrane transport.